This is a messenger RNA of Phycodurus eques (leafy seadragon), 1194 nucleotides long. RefSeq names its product L-seryl-tRNA(Sec) kinase (gene pstk). The transcript is spliced from 6 exons. Bases 61 to 1131 code for a protein of 356 amino acids. The record is from RefSeq and is a predicted model, not a curated record. NCBI's taxonomy places the organism in Eukaryota, Metazoa, Chordata, Actinopteri, Syngnathiformes, Syngnathidae. Gene Ontology annotation, molecular function: kinase activity; tRNA binding.
AAAGUAUGGACAAACAGACAUGGCCGCUGUAGCGGCGUAAACAAGUUUUGCGGCGGCCGUAUGGCAACAGCGGCCAAACCGGACCACCUCAACCGGGCUCGGGCCUGUCUGUGCGUCCUCUGCGGUCUACCUGCUGCGGGGAAGUCCUCGCUAUCCCGCAGGGUCUGUCUCGCCGCGAGACGGCGCGGGUGGAGAACCACUGUGAUUCCGUACGACGAGCUGAUCCCAGGUCAGGCUUUUAACGCCAGAGCGACAGACGAGGACACUACGUCACAACAGGCGCGCACGGAGUGGAAGCUCCACCGAAAUGCUGUGUUGCAGUGCAUCGAGGAGUUCCUGGAUAAACAGGAAAUGCCGCUCAAGCUUCCGGGCGGCAGCAGCAUCGACGGGCCCGCAUGGGAGCGCUGCGCCCGUGCCCUGCUGACGUCGCCUUUCGGCCCUGCCCGGGCUGACGCGGCGCCACUUUUGUUUCUGCUGGAUGACAACUUCUACUAUCCAAGCAUGAGAUAUGAAGUCUUCCAGCUGGCUAGAAAGUAUUCACUGGGUUUUUGCCAGGUGUACGCACAGUGUCGCUUGGAACUGUGCAUUAGCCGGAAUGACAACCGGCCUUGUCCCGUGCCCGCUGGCGUGAUCGAGGAGAUGGCGAAGCGUCAAGAGUGUCCGAAUCCGAGAAAAAACCAGUGGGAGGCAAAGAGCAUCACAGUGGACACUGCAGAUAACUUGUCGGAGUGCGAUAUUCAAAAAGUGAUGGAGUUAAUCUCAUAUGCACUCAGCGACCCACUGAGCCCAGUCGACGACGACAGAGAACAAAAGGAGGCCGACCGCCAAAGAUGCGCUGCCAGCGUGAUUCACCAGGCUGACCAGGCCUGUCGCCGUCUCAUCUCAGAGGCCAUGAAGAAAGCCAGAGAAACUGGCGUAUCCUCUCAAGACAUGAGGUCCUUGGCCACUCAUCUGAACGAAUCCAAAGCGCAAUUCCUCCAAAAGCUGCGCGGACAAUUUCUUCAAGACGGGAAUUUUAGUCAAGGAGAGGAUGUCGAUGUGGAUCAUGUUGUGAAGAUGGCGGUCGCACGUUUUGACAGUGAGAGUCAUGAAAUCCUGUUCAAAAUAAUCCAGAAUCAUUCAAAUUUUUAGCCAGCGGGUUUGUUGAAAAAUGCCUUUAUUGUAUUAAAGCGUGCCUGUGAACAUUCUCAUUCA